UAGCCCAGCCUAACUGCCAGCAGCUCCUAGCUACUCUGUGGUAUGAUGGAUUCCCCGGCUGGAGGAGGAGACACUGGGCUGUCAAACUAGUGACCUGUUUCAUCAUAGGACUGCUGUUCCCUGUCUUCUCAAUGAUCUACCUCCUAGCCCCCAAGUCUUCCCUGGGUGUGUUUGUGAAGAAACCCUUCAUCAAGUUUAUCUGUCACACAGCCUCCUAUCUGAACUUUCUCUUCCUCCUCCUCCUCGCCUCCCAACACAUCGCCAGGACCAAGCUACACAUGCAGGGUCCUCCGCCUACUGUUGUUGAAUGGAUGAUACUACCGUGGGUACUGGGUUUUAUCUGGGCUGAGAUUAAGGAGAUGUGGGAUGGAGGUUUUACAGAGUAUAUUCAUGACUGGUGGAACCUGAUGGACUUUGCAAUGAACUCCCUCUACCUGGCUACUAUAUCACUGAAGAUUGUAGCUUACGUUAAGUACAACUCCUCCCGUCCUAGAGAAGAGUGGGAGAUGUGGCACCCUACCCUGAUAGCAGAAGCAUUGUUUGCUAUAGCGAAUAUCUUCAGUUCUCUGCGCCUCAUCUCCCUGUUCACGGCCAACUCCCACCUGGGGCCCCUACAGAUCUCAUUGGGAAGGAUGCUCCUGGAUAUCCUCAAGUUCCUCUUCAUCUACUGUCUGGUCCUGCUAGCGUUUGCCAACGGUCUGAAUCAGCUGUACUUCUACUACGAGACCAACGCCUCAGAUGAACCCAACAACUGCAAAGGCAUCCGCUGUGAGAAACAGAAUAACGCCUUCUCAACGUUGUUUGAGACCCUCCAGUCUCUGUUCUGGUCCAUCUUCGGCCUGUUAAACCUGUACGUGACCAACGUUAAAGCUCGUCAUGAGUUCACAGAGUUCGUUGGUGCCACCAUGUUUGGAACCUAUAACGUGAUCUCUCUGGUGGUUCUGCUCAACAUGUUGAUCGCCAUGAUGAACAACUCCUACCAACUCAUAGCUGACCAUGCAGAUAUAGAGUGGAAGUUUGCCCGGACCAAGUUAUGGAUGAGUUAUUUUGAUGAGGGGGGUACUCUGCCCCCUCCCUUCAACAUUGUUCCCAGUCCUAAAUCAGUGUGGUACCUCUGCCUGUGGGUUCAUCAUAGACUCUGUAGGAGAGGAGCGCCCCCUGCUGACGACACAGACAAACACCACGACCUGCAAGAGUUCACGGAGCGUCAUGCAGACAGCCUGAUACAGAAUCAACAUUAUCAGGAAGUGAUCCGUAGCCUGGUGAAGAGGUACGUGGCGGCCAUGAUACGCAGCGCCAAGACGGACGAGGGCCUGACCGAGGAAAACUUUAAGGAGUUGAAGCAGGACAUCUCCAGUUUCCGUUACGAGGUGUUAGAUCUCCUUGGUAACCGCCGGCCCCCCAGAUGCCACUUCUCUUCCAGCAGUGAAGCCACACUUAGAAAUGAGGGAGGAACCAGUGACGAAGGGGGGCCUGACCCUGACCUUGACCCCUCCCUGGGGUCGCAGGAGGGGAGUGGAGCCAAGAGGUCAAAGGGCGUGACCUUUCUGACCCCGACAGGAAGCAUGGAGAAGAAGAAGAAGCCUAAAUAUGGCGUCUCCGCGCUGGUCCGGAGUAUUUCAGGAAUGGAAGUGGUAUCCAUGACGAGGGAGGAAGAGGAGCAGGAAGGAUGGGGGGAGGAGGGAUGGGAGGAAGAUGAGGAAGAGGGUAAACCAAAGAGCAACGGGGUGAGGAGAGAAGCCGUUCCGUCCUCUUCUUCUUUUAUCUUCCCUUCUUUCCCUUCUUCCUCCACCUCCGUCUCCUUAUCCUUCGCUCGCACUCGGAGUCGUCUCCAGCAGUUGUCGUCGGCGACGUCCAAUAAGACAACAGACUCCUUUAAGCGCCUCGGCUUACUGUUCUCACGCAAAUCCCCGCCCCUUCCCCUCUCCGUUGGCCAAUCUCCUCCUUCCUACACCAUCUCUGACGGCUUGCUCCGCCCCCUGAGAGGUCGCGGGUCAUAUGACCUCGGUUCGGUGGGUCAUGUGACCCGCAGCGAGAUGCACCUGAACCAGGUCGGACAUACUAACCCGGUCGGAGCCCCUCCUGUUUCCUCCGGACGAGCCAAUGGGAGGGACUCUCUGCUAACCUUGCCCCUCCCACCUCCCUGUCCCUGCCAAUCCCUGCACUGUGCUUCCAAUAUGGUCGACUCGAGCUCCCACCUCCUGGACUCCAGCGAGAGCGUCUUCGAGGGAGGAGGAGGGGGCAGGGUUUUGGGAGAGGGGUGGGUGGGGCCUUGUGAUGUCAUAGAGGACUCCGGCGGCAUCGACGACUCUGUCACUACACAACUGUAGAAGGCUGUCAUUUGUUUCCAUGGUUACCUAACUACCGGUACUUUCCUAGCAAACACAAAGCCAUGAGGGACAUGAGUGAUGUCGCAUGUUUGAUGUCAUAGACCCUAAACCCCCCCCACAUCUUACCGAUGAUGUCACUGGUGAUGUUAUACAGACUGUUGCUCUCCCCGUUGUGGGG
Molecule: messenger RNA, 2508 nt
Organism: Salvelinus fontinalis (brook trout)
Lineage: Eukaryota; Metazoa; Chordata; Actinopteri; Salmoniformes; Salmonidae
Product: short transient receptor potential channel 5-like
Exons: 11
Coding region: 132-2330 (732 amino acids)
Biological process (GO): manganese ion transport; regulation of cytosolic calcium ion concentration; calcium ion transmembrane transport
Cellular component (GO): membrane; cation channel complex
Molecular function (GO): inositol 1,4,5 trisphosphate binding; store-operated calcium channel activity
Source: RefSeq, a predicted model, not a curated record